GGGUAAUCUACCGCUGAUCGGUCUAGAUUCAACAACAAUAAAAAUAAUAUAAAUACAUUGACAAAUUUGAAAGGGCAAGGCGUCCUGAAAUAAUCGAAUAGGAGGUUCGUACAGCCGUGUAAACACGAGCAGUGUGUUAAUUAGCAGACGGUCGGCAGUUCGCUCGGACGAAUUGACAGAUUGUUGUGUGAUUUCUUCUCGAAAGAGAAGAGAAGUCGGACUGAAACUGCAUUCGUUACGCGGACACAACGUCUGAAGACAGUUCUACUCCAGGGGGUAAAAAUGGAGGAUAAACGAGAGGCGAACCUCGAUAGUGAGCAUGGGUCCUCGGAGAAUACGGAGAAUAUAAUAAUUAACGAGGUCGACGGCCUGCCAAACUUGCAUCCCAAUUACCAACAGCUUGAACUAGAAUUGGAAGCUGACCAGGAUCGCGGAGACGCGAACAUGAGAACGAUAGACGAAUUAGUCAGAGACGAAGAUCUCCCAACUUCAGUAAUUGUCACCAAUGUAGACCCCAGAGUUUUCAAAGAUCCUCAGAUAAUGAGUGGCAUAGAAACACUGUUCAAACAGUUCGGAGAAAACGCCACUUUUCAGUACUUCAGAUCUUUCAGACGAAUGAGGGUCAACUACAGUUCGCCCAGCGCCGCUGCUCAUGCCAGGAUACAGCUGCACCAAACACGUUAUGGAGAGACGGAUAUCAACUGCUACUUUGCUCAACCUGUCACGCCAAUAGAUAUGGAAGAUCAGCAUCUCCACCCGCCAGCACCAACUAAACAGUUCCUAAUUUCACCUCCGGCAUCACCGCCAGUUGGUUGGGAGCCUCGGGAAGAAGGCGAGCCGCUCGUGAACCAUGAUUUACUCGCAGCAAUUGCCAACCUAUCACCAGGUGCGACCCACGAACUCCAUCCAGGCGGAUCUGGUCAACCUGGUAUAGUUGUCCACGUCUGUGAGACAACGAAUCCUAUGAAAAGUGGUCCUCGUAUACAGCACACACGUUGUCCAGAGUAUUAACUUUCCGUAAAACUUUUAUUUCUUAUUUUUAUUGAUCGUCCACUAGACGAUAUUGAAUUGCUUACUCCAUCCAAACGGCGAGAAGAUAAUUCAUAAUCAUAAAUUAUCGCAUAGCGAAGUCAUGUUUUGCAACAGAUAAUAUAUGGUGUUUACAAUAAAAGCUUUAACAAAUCUGUAAAUAAAGAGAAAAAAUAGGUAAUUUAAAAUUGUUAUUUAUCGCAAUUUUCAAAUGGUGCACCAAACAUGCGUUGCCAUGAGGUCGUUCAUUGAGUAUUUAUUAUAAAUCUUGAGUAAUGUAAAAUAGGACUUUCUCGUUAAAGAAAAUUGAUAUUAUGCAUAAAUUUAAUUUGUAUAAUAAUGCUAAAUUUUUUUUCUUGUUCGUUACGAAAGCACGUAUUUUGUCGAUUUCUUUAAGUAUAUUCCUUCCAUUUCCGGUUGGGAAGAAUUGAAAUAUCUAAAAUACUGAAAUAUUGAUCUUUUGUCUGUUCGAAUUUCGCGAAAACAUAGUUAACUUGGAUGAUCAUUCGAAAGUUGCAUGUAACUUAGGGUACGGUAAAUUACUGGUUCUAGCUAGCACCAUGACAAAAUAUGGCUUAGCAUUGCAUUGCCCCCCCGCCCCGAAAUCCUUUAAUAAUAAUCGUUAAUUGUCUCGACGUCAUUAACAGUGAUGACAUUCGUUGUUACGAUUAACAUUAUUUUUGUUAAUGUGUAAAAGCUACGCGAAGCCGAAAAAUUUUUCUAUAUUUCAGUGUUGACUAUUGAAAUUCUAAUAAUCAUUAUUAGUCGGAAGAUUUCAAUUAUUAAACGUUGAUUACAACGUUCGGAGAAAAUUCAUAUGUAUUACUAGGUACAUACUUAGAACAGUUCCGCAAAGCUAGGCCAGGUCUUACUACGUGUUUAAAUCUCACAGUUAGGUAUUACAAAAAAAAUUUUCAAAAAUAUUUUGUGUCAUUAAUCUGGAUAGUAAUUCCAAUAUAAGAAAACUCUAGAGGCGGGUGGAUGAAACCGAUUAGGUCUAUUUCAACUAUGCUUUUUCUUGGAUAAAUGGAUAACAGCUCAAAAGGCAAAGUGAGAAACCAAAUUAUAUUGCUGAGAAAUUGGGAAUUUCCGGUCUAUAUACCUGUCCUAAUAAAGUGCACCACUACGGUGGUUGAGUCAUCAAAUCGAGCUUGUUUAUGAGGUAUUUGUAACUUGAGUUACAAAGAGAAUAGACGAAAAAAUUUAAACAGCCAAGUGGCUUCUCCUCGUAUUCAAUGUAACUUUGGAGAUGUUGCAUUUUGAUGUUGAAAUGAGUGUGUGAAUGUCUUCUUGUAUGUUUUAAAUCUAUUGUAUAUAUAUACAAUUAUCUACAUGAUACAUAUCAGGUGAAACGAAAAAAACUUGUUCAGUUUGAAACAAUCAAUUUCGCAAAAGUUCACGGUAUCGUUAGCGAAAAUGUUUUUGUUUUAGAUAAAGCGAUAGAAGUGGAAAUCAUUUCUCUUGAAAAAAAAGAGAUUCAAAUAUUGUAUUCGACAGAAUUCCAAAUUACGCUAUACCUAUACACUCAUUAAAUCUAUAUUAGCAAUCUGAUCUUUGAUUGUCGAAUUUUUUUUUUACCAACUCUAUACACGUUCCUUCCAUUAAUUCGUUUUAACAUUUGCUUAUCAUUAUACAAUGAUAUAUCAAACUGAACACGUUUCUUUUAAAAUACUUGAUAUAUUACGUCACUUUUUCUGCAUAUAGUUAUUACUUAAGAUCAAUUAUGCAUUAAGUUGUAUUUAAAAUAUUUAGGGAUCCAUUCAGACGGAUUGUUGUUGAAAAGAAAAAAGAAAAAGAAAAAAAAUUAAUCUAAACACGGCCUCUUAAUGUUUAAGAUUGAAUUCGUGAAAAUAAAGUUCAUAAAAACAAAGAUUUUUCUCUCGAUUACCGCCAGCUGUGUUUGUAUUAUUUUAUAGUUACAAAGAAAUAUGUACCGCAUUUAUAAAUCGGUCUCAGAUAAUAUAUCUAUAAUAUUAAAAAGCUUACUCGUUAGGAAAUCAGUCAUCGAACUAUGUAUUUAAUAGGCAAUUAGAACAGUUGACUGUUGAUGAAAUAAAUGAUAAAAAUAAACUCUGCUAAUAUCUGCUGGAAAUUAGAGCUGACAUAAAAAAUAAAAAUUAUUUUUACUCACAUAUGUAUAUCUGAACACGAUUGUAAGCUACGCAAUUAAUAUCGUGAUGGAGAAAAGAAAUUUUAUAGUUCCUGUAAAAAGAUUGUAUAUUUCAAUACGAAAUAUGCAUAAAAAAUUUUGCGCGAAAUAUUGAUAAUUAAAUCAUAUUCAUAAUAAAGGGCGAUAAAUGUGUGUCAAAUCAUUUUCUUUUUUUUUUUUUUUCUUUUCUAAACAAUGUAAGAAUUGCAAUUGAGCCGAAUGACAUACAUAUAAGAUAGUUGCAUAGUAAAAUCUAUCGUCAACCUGUCAAUUUAUAUUUGAAGAGAUAGUCCAUAUGGUUCGGGGAAUUAUUAAUUUUCAUACAGUCUUACUUUCAGUUAAAUGAAUCCUUUUUGUCACAGAUUGGAACGAAUUUACAAGAAGUGCUUGUGUAUGUUUUGAAGCGAUUUAUUAUUCAAACGGAAGUAGGACUUUCUUUAUUAUCAUGAAUUGCAAUUUUUAUUUUCAUUUGAUAUGUCAAACAAUAGUAUGCUCAAUGAGUAAAGAUUUGGUAAAUGUAAUAUCAUUUACCACGUUAUACAUGCCACAAGUUUGUCUUGAAAAAUGCCAUUUUUUUUUCGCUUCCAAUUCAUGGGGAAUCACAAGUUCUAUAUUUUACAAUCUGGUAUAAUUUUUUAAAAUAUUACCAAGGCUUUAUACAAUAUGCAGAUUUGAAUCGAUGCAGCUUACGUAGAAUACAUUUUUUCUUCGUCACUAGUUUACACGCAUGAAACUCAAAGAUUUUCUCUAAAAUACCAUUAACAUCGUAUUUUAUAUUCCACCUUCCAGUAAAAAAGAAGAA
Molecule: messenger RNA, 3980 nt
Organism: Neodiprion virginianus
Lineage: Eukaryota; Metazoa; Arthropoda; Insecta; Hymenoptera; Diprionidae
Gene: sra
Product: protein sarah
Exons: 5
Coding region: 283-1011 (242 amino acids)
Biological process (GO): calcium-mediated signaling
Cellular component (GO): nucleus; cytoplasm
Molecular function (GO): nucleic acid binding; calcium-dependent protein serine/threonine phosphatase regulator activity
Source: RefSeq, a predicted model, not a curated record